GCCGCGUCGACGACACCCUGCUGACCGAGCUGCAGAUGGCCAUCGCCGCCGUUGAGGAGGAGAACGUGCAGCUCAAGAGCCAGCUGGAGCAGCUGACGGUGCAUCGGGACGAGGAGGUGGCGCGGCGGGACGCCGAGAUCACCGCGCUCAGGAACGAGCUGCGCGCAAAGCUGGCGGACUGCCGACCGGCGCAGGAGCACCCUGAGGAGCACCAGCAGAUGAUGUCGGCCCGCAGCGACUCCCUGCUGUUGGAGGUUCGCUCCCAGAUGGAGGCGCAGGAGGGCGUCAUUAACCACCUGCGCGAGACCAUCAGGAGGUUCCAGGAGCAGACGCGGCUGAUCGCUGAGGUGGAGGGCGAGAACCAGACACUGCGAGAGACGGUCGAGUCGCUCCACUGGCAGCUGGCUAAACAGAAACACCGGCAGAACCCGGAUAACACCCAGAUACGCUGCAUCGAAUCUAAACUGGACGAGAUCGACCGGCAGUAUCGGCGGCGCGCUUCCCACCUGCAGGCCAUCUUGCAGCAGCUGGAGCAGUGCAGCCUCUCGUCUCGCUCCAUAGAUGACACUAGUUGGACCUAGCGUCGCAGGCGCCCGCCAGCGGCGGGCGGCGCACCGCCGCGCGCUGCAGGAAGCUGCCGCACGUCAGCGCGGAAUGUCGACUGACGGGUCCGAGCUGUCGCCCGCCGUAGUGUGUCGACAGGGAUGUCACCAUUGUGCCGCGUCAUGGUGGCUGGCGAACGACUACGCUUCCCACGACUCGGCACUGUCGGCCGACCGCCACCGCGCCGUCCC
This is a messenger RNA of Pollicipes pollicipes, 794 nucleotides long. RefSeq lists its product as uncharacterized. The record is from RefSeq and is a predicted model, not a curated record. Bases 36 to 581 code for a protein of 181 amino acids. NCBI's taxonomy places the organism in Eukaryota, Metazoa, Arthropoda, Thecostraca, Pollicipedomorpha, Pollicipedidae. The transcript is spliced from 5 exons.